AUCCAGUUUCGGGAUAUCGGUACCGUUGACGAUAUCUACGCGUGGCUGACAGAUACGCUGAUUCCGACUGUAUUCGUCACGACCGAUCAGAGCGGAGGUCUUUUCCCGGAAGGUCAACGCGGUCGAAUUGGCCUCUUCAACCAAGUGCUGGGCGGUGUGCUUCUCAAAAUGAAACCCCGAUCCUUUACCGAUUGUCCCGAAUCCAAGUCGUACGUGGAUGUCUACCCGAAUUGCACGGAUUUUGACGGGGGUGCACAAGUUUCGAGCACUUACCUUCCCAUUGGCUUGACUAGCUCGGAAGCCUCUGAACUAGUUGCAGAUCUCACGACAAGCGGCACCUGGGUGAAUUUUGACACACUGCAGUUGGGGGUUAAAGUUGUCACCUAUAACGCCGAGGGUGAUACGGGAAGUGGUGGUUUCACUGUAACCAAACUCGACGUGAGCUUUGCGGAGUCAGGCCCCGAAGCCCUUGAGCUUAAGGCGUCUAUUACUUCAGUCCCAGACUUUCGAGGUACCCGCCGAUGGGUCACACCCGAUGAUAGCGAGAUGUCAAGCCGACGUAUGAAGAUGAACAAGACCCGCCAGGUUUUACGCCUUAUCGGUGAAUUCGUCCUCAAGUUUGGGGCGCUUCCUGCCUUUGCCACUCUCUGGACGGUGACGAUUUCGUUGGAUUUCGACAAAAAGCUGCUGAGACUUCCGGAGGUCUACGGCAAAACGCUCGACCAAAAGGAGAGCGACACGAUCGCAGUCAUCCAAGCCCUGGAUCAGGUAGAAGCCUGGACGAACGCACUCAGCAUCGUCGGAGCUAUCGCAGUGCUGCAACUCGGACUCUACACCAUCCGCCAGCUGAGUUUCCACCCGCAGCUCAACGUGUUCGCUCGCACGGUUGGCAAUUCGCUGCGUCAAUUCCGCGACUUCUUUCUCGUCUUCAUCAUCAUCUUCAUCACCUUCUCCUUCAUGGGGAACCUCCUGUUCGGCGACCGCGUUAGCGAGUUCUCCACCGCCGCAUUGUCGCGCGAGUCCUGCAUGAACAUGAUCUUCGGGACAUUCGAGUUCAGCACCAUUUACAACAUCCGCGGCUCCGGGUGGUUCUACUGGGGCUACAUGAUCAUCGUGAGCCUUAUUCUCCUCAACAUGAUGCUGGCCAUAGUGAUGGGGACCUACAAGGGCAUGAGCAAGGACGGCUACCAGGGAGAGAUCAACGUGAUGCUCGCGUCCAGAAUC
Phytophthora sojae is the source of this 1224-nucleotide messenger RNA. RefSeq lists its product as hypothetical. The annotation marks the transcript as partial. The transcript has 3 exons. NCBI's taxonomy places the organism in Eukaryota, Oomycota, Peronosporomycetes, Peronosporales, Peronosporaceae. The record is from RefSeq and is a predicted model, not a curated record.